This is a messenger RNA of Eimeria mitis, 2481 nucleotides long. Its product is annotated as PRPF39 protein, related, related. Gene Ontology annotation, molecular function: protein binding. The record is from RefSeq and is a predicted model, not a curated record. The transcript has 7 exons. NCBI's taxonomy places the organism in Eukaryota, Apicomplexa, Conoidasida, Eucoccidiorida, Eimeriidae. The coding region runs from base 1 to 2481 and encodes 826 amino acids.
AUGGCCUGCAUCUAUGCGUCGCAGCUGGAGGCCUGCGGCCGCCUGGAGGAGGCAGCAAAGGAAUUCGAGGCGCUUGUUAGGCCCCCUAUAGACGCUGCCUCUUUGAAGUACUUUGUGGCGUUGCUGCAGUUCUCGCUGCGUCACCCCCCAGACACAGCAGCAGACAGCCUCAGCCACGCGCUGCUGCUGCUAGAAGAAGCAGUAGAAAAAUAUAAAGAUGAAGGCCCCUGUGCUGAGCUGCUGCACAUAUAUAGAGCGAAGCUCGUGGCCUUUCAUGGUGGAGACACAAAGAAAGCGCUUUCUAUCCUUGCGAGAGCCAGAGAGGCACUACCGAAGAGCCUCCCGCUGCUGCUGCUGCAGCUGCGGCUGCUGCAGCAGCAGCACGCUGGAAACCCCACGAAGAUACUGGCCGCAUGCAGACCCGUGAUGGCGGAUGUUCUCUCUAACCCAGAUUCUGAUGUCUGGCUGCGGUGGCAGGUGCUGAAGCUGCAGAUUCAUCUCUAUGAGUUUUAUGCGGCCCCAACAGAGACGCUCUACGCAGCAAAAGAGGCAGCAACCGCCUUCCUAGAGAAGCACCGACAGGAGGUCGCUACUUUAGCUGCUGCAGCAGACCUGCGGCGGCUGCCACAGAAGCUGCUGCUGCCGUAUGGAGACAAGGAGGAGGAGGGAGCCGCAGCAGCAGCAGCAGCACCUGCAGCAAGCUGGUGCAACGAGGACCCACAGGCAAGCGCAGAGGUUAGUAUCUCUACUACAGAGAAACUGCUGUCGCGUGUUGCUGCAGCAGCAGCAGCAGCAGCAGCAGCAGUAGCAGAUCCCCUUCAGCCGCAACUGAUAGAGUGGCCCUUACACCCCACAUCAGCAGCAGAAAGCAGCAGCGCAAGCAGCACAGACUGCUGCAGCAGGAGCUGGAGCUGCCGCAGCAGGUGUCCUGGCGGCAGCAACGGCAGAAGUAGCGGCAGCAGCAACCACAGCAACAACGGCAGCAGCAGCAGCAGCAGCAGCACGAAUUCGAAGCUGACCCCAUCAUCGCUGCUUCCAACAAACACCUUCAGCACCCCCGUCGCCUUUGCUGCUCUCUGCAGCAGCAUUGCUGCCUUCUGUGACCUGAGGGCCCCCCUCUAUCCCUCCCCGCUCUUUCUCCCCUACGCAGACGACCUGCAGCAGCUGCAGCAGCUGCAGCAGCUGCAGCAGAUGCAGCAGCAACAGGAUAUAGGCCCUUCCGCGGCUGCUGCUGAGGCAUUCGCAGCUCCGGCUGAACCGCAGCAGCAGCAGCAGCAGCAGCAGCAGCAGCAGCAGCAGCUGGUCCCCGUACCUCCAUUAUCUCCUCUACAGUCCCUCGAGGAGCUGCAGCAGUCGUUGCUGCAGCAGCAGCAACAGCAGAAUAGCUUGUUGCCUCAGCAGCAACUGCAGCAAAACCCGCAGCAGCAGCAGCUGCAGCCGGCAGCAAAGCCAGGAACCGAGCUGCUUGAAGUCCUCCAGGAGGCGCUGCAGCAGCAGGAGAUGCAGCAGCGAUCUGAGCAGCAGCAGCAAACAAGCGAGCAACUGCUGCUGCAGCAGGAGGCCCAGAGCUGUGGGGUGCAGCAGGUCGUGAAGGACGAGGACGAACAGCAGCAGCAACAGCAGCAGCAGCAGCAGCAGCAGCUUGAGUCUGUUGAGGAGCAAGCCAACCGUGUACCUAUUCAAUUUUCCUUGGGCACGGCUGCCUCACGCGAUUCAGCAGCAGCAGCAGAAGCAGCAGCAGAUGAUACUGCUGCUGCUGCUGCUGCUGCUGUGCUGCCUUUGGGUUUGAAUGCUGCUGGGCUUCAGCACCAAUCCCCGGCGGGCAGCAGCAGCAGCAGCAGCAGCAGCGACAGCGGCAGCAGUUACUGCUGCAGCCCGCAGUCAAGUCUGCGAAGCCCUUUGAGCAGCAGCAGUGUCAGUGCAGGCCAAACAAACAGCAGCAGCAGCAGCAGCAGCAGCGGCAGCAGCAGCAGCAGUGUCAAGCGUCCCAACGCAGCAGCAAUAACUAUCUCCUCUCACCAGCUGUCUCCUUUCGUGUGUCUCCCCCCUCCGUCUUCACAGGAGUCAGAUGCAGAAGCUGUAGCAGCAGAAGACGAAGCAGCAGCAGCAGAAGAUGCGGCUGCUGCAGUAGAAGAUACUGCUGCAGCAGCAGAUGCUGCCGCAGCAGCAGAUGUUGCCGCAGCAGCUGCUGAGGCGGAAGGUUCUGCUGCAGUUGCACUGCAGCGAAGACAAAGCAUAGCUGCGGCCGGAGCAGCAGGAACGAACCAACAACCGAAGCAACAGGAGCAGCAGCAGCAGCAGAAGCAGCAGCAGCAGCAGCAGCAGCAGAUGGGGCAGGAUGCAGGGGAUCGAGCACAGCAGCAGCAUCAUCAUCAUCAGCAGCAGAAUCCUCCUCAUCAGCAUCAGCAGCAGCAGAAGAAUCUCCAGAUGCAGCAGCAGCAGCAGCAGCAGCAGCAGCUUUCCCUCGUCUGCUCUCUGUGA